GUCCACCCCCCACUCUAGGCUCGGGGAAGUGACGUGUGCGGACAAAGGCAGAGGCCGCGAGGUGUCUGGUCCGGUACAGUGGUGGCGGCUGCCUUGGGCUACGGUCUUUGGCAGCCUCCUUCUCAACCCGUCCUUGUCUCGCGGGUCCCCGGAGCCCCGACCCAGGGGAGCAGAGUGGUGGCUGGCGGCUGCGCGGCUGGUGACGUCAUGACAAGCGAGGUGAUUGAGGAUGAGAAACAGUUUUAUUCGAAGGCCAAGACCUACUGGAAGCAGAUCCCACCCACGGUGGACGGCAUGCUCGGGGGGUAUGGCCACAUCUCCAACAUCGACCUCAACAGCUCCCGGAAGUUUCUGCAGAGGUUUUUAAGGGAAGGCCCAAACAAGACAGGGACUUCCUGUGCCCUGGACUGUGGCGCUGGCAUUGGAAGGAUCACCAAGCGCCUACUCCUGCCACUCUUCAGGGUGGUUGACAUGGUCGACGUGACGGAAGACUUUCUGGCCAAAGCCAAGACCUACCUGGGGGAAGAGGGCAGGAGGGUGAGGAACUUCUUCUGCUGUGGGCUGCAGGACUUCAGCCCGGAGCCCAGCUCCUAUGACGUGAUCUGGAUCCAGUGGGUGAUAGGCCACCUGACAGAUCAGCACCUGGCCGAGUUUCUGCGCCGCUGCAAGCGGGGCCUGCGCCCCAAUGGCAUCAUUGUCAUCAAAGACAACAUGGCCCAGGAGGGCGUGAUCCUGGACGAUGUGGACAGCAGUGUGUGCCGUGACCUCGAGGUGGUCCGCCGCAUCAUCCGCACUGCAGGCCUCAGCCUCCUGGCUGAGGAGCGCCAGGAGAACCUGCCAGAUGAGAUCUAUCACGUCUACAGCUUCGCCCUGAGAUGAAGCGAGGACCAGAGUUGGGCGCCAGCAGCGCCAGGAGACACACCUGUCAUCUACCAUCGCCUCACUCCAGUGGGAAGGGACAAGCCCCAGGGGAGGUGUGCUCUACACUGGGCCACCGCAGCCCCGUCACUCCAAAGCACCCUGGCAGCUCCCCACAGGGCCUGUAGGCCUAUAGUCACCCACUGGACUAGCCGCCUAAGGGGAAAGACUCUUCACUUGUUCGCCUAGGACUGCUGUGUUCCAGGACAGUCAGGCAAGCCACACAUGGUACCUGCCACACGGUACCACUUACAGGAAUGGUCACAGCCCCAAAUCUUUGGUGAUGGGUCAGAGCAGCCUGUAGCUCCUUGGGAGCCCCUCUCUGACAGGCACAUGUAGCCAAUAAAAGGGUGAGCCCUGUUCUCCAAUG
Molecule: messenger RNA, 1288 nt
Organism: Apodemus sylvaticus (European woodmouse)
Lineage: Eukaryota; Metazoa; Chordata; Mammalia; Rodentia; Muridae
Gene: Ntmt1
Product: N-terminal Xaa-Pro-Lys N-methyltransferase 1
Exons: 4
Coding region: 208-879 (223 amino acids)
Cellular component (GO): cytoplasm
Molecular function (GO): N-terminal protein N-methyltransferase activity
Source: RefSeq, a predicted model, not a curated record